This is a messenger RNA of Lacerta agilis (Sand lizard), 3917 nucleotides long. RefSeq names its product p21 (RAC1) activated kinase 6 (gene PAK6). The record is from RefSeq and is a predicted model, not a curated record. Lineage: Eukaryota; Metazoa; Chordata; Lepidosauria; Squamata; Lacertidae. Gene Ontology annotation, molecular function: protein serine/threonine kinase activity; ATP binding. The transcript is spliced from 9 exons. Bases 224 to 2287 code for a protein of 687 amino acids. Gene Ontology annotation, cellular component: cytoplasm. Gene Ontology annotation, biological process: intracellular signal transduction; regulation of MAPK cascade; protein phosphorylation.
CUUCCCUCUUGCCUCGCCCCUCCUUCCCAGCUGGUCCCUCCUCCCUCUUGCUCUGAAUCUGCCGGCUGUGCUUUUUCCUCGCAGUCACUGGGAGAUGUGACAGCCUUUGGGAUUGUAUUAUCUAUGAAAAAGCUAUAUCCGGAGUUGAAAAAAUCUUGACGUGGCUCCCGGGCAGCAGGGAUGGAUCGUGCAGAGAAUCUCAGUCUCGAGCGCCUUUUCCUUUAUGGCAGGGACUGAUUAUUUCCGCUGGUGGCUGUUCUCUCAGUACAGAUGCACGAUGUUCCGCAAGAAAAAGAAGAAACGCCCCGAGAUCUCUGCUCCACAGAACUUUGAGCACCGUGUGCACACCUCGUUUGAUCCAAAGGAGGGGAAAUUUAUUGGCCUGCCUCUGCAAUGGCAGAAUAUCUUGGACACACUGAGGCGGCCCAAACCUGUUGUAGACCCUUCAAGGAUCACCCGGGUGCAGCUUCAGCCUAUGAAGACGGUUGUGAGAGCCAGUACAUUUGAAGUGGAAGGAUAUAUCUCUGGGAUACUCAAUGACAUCCAGAAGCUUUCCCUCAUCAGUUCAAAUACCCUGAGGGGGAAAAGUCCCACGAGCAGGAGAAGAGCCCAGUCACUGGGGCUUCUGGGAGAAGAUGGACCCACUGACAUGUACCUACAGUGUGCGGAACCAGACUGGGCAGACAAAUACGGAAACUACCUCAACUGCAAUGGUGGGAGCAAGUCCUCGAGACGGCAGACUUUAUGGCCAGAUUAUAAACCUGCAUUGGACGGACAGGCUCACUCCAAUGGCCUCGUAAUGAAAGCGCAGUCUCUUGGCCCUUCAGAAUUCCAGGGCGCAAACAGCCGCUUUAUCCCACUCUCCUCAGGUUUUCAGCGCCAGCAAUACAUCCCGGUUCCUGAGGCAAACAGUGAAGAUGCUGGAAGGGGAUGGAGCUCAGAAGAGCACUACGCUCAGCCUAGCCAGGGGAGCCAAGCUAAUUCAAGGCCGCCCGGGGAAGGCAGCCCUGGCUCCAAAUCGAGAGACAACAGCUUGAAGAGGAGGAUCUUGAGAAGUGUGUUCCCCUCGUCCAGCGCCUCAAACAAGAUUGGAAACAGCCAGCAGAUAAAGCCCAGUCCUUUCUUCCGGCCACCACAGCACUGGGGUUCACCGCACAGCCCUGCCGCCAAAUCCCAGUCCCUUCCCUCGGACCAGCCAGCGCCAGAGUAUGCUCGUAUUUCAGAAGCUGGGACCCCUCAGAAAUCCCCGACCACAGAGACUGCAGCGGCCCUCCCUCCAGGCCGGCCGUCACCCGCAGGGUCCCCCCGGAACAGACACACCCAAACCAGCUCCAGCAACCUCCACCUUCCCUUGGACUCGAAAGCCCAGCCAUCUAGUGAGGAUCCGGUUGUCGUAACUCACGAGCAGUUCAAAGCUGCUUUGAGGAUGGUGGUGGACCAAGGCGACCCCAGGACGAUGCUGGAAAACUAUGUUAAGAUUGGGGAGGGGUCUACAGGUAUUGUCUGCAUUGCACGCGAGAAGCAUUCUGGACGGCAGGUGGCAGUGAAGAUGAUGGACUUGCGGAAGCAGCAGCGACGAGAGCUCCUUUUCAAUGAGGUGGUGAUAAUGAGAGACUACCAACAUGACAACGUGGUGGAGAUGUACAAAAGCUAUCUGGUUGGUGAUGAGCUCUGGGUGCUGAUGGAAUUUCUCCAGGGAGGAGCCCUCACGGAUAUUCUGUCCCAAAUCAGGCUGAAUGAAGAGCAAAUUGCUACAGUGUGUGAGUCAGUCCUGCAGGCGCUGGCUUACCUGCAUUCCGAAGGUGUGAUUCACAGAGACAUUAAGAGUGACUCCAUUCUCCUGACCCUUGACGGAAGGGUGAAACUCUCAGACUUUGGCUUCUGUGCUCAAAUCAGUAAGGACGUCCCCAAAAGGAAGUCCUUAGUGGGGACACCGUACUGGAUGGCUCCGGAAGUUAUUUCAAGGUCUCCAUACACCACAGAGGUAGACAUCUGGUCUUUGGGAAUCAUGGUGAUCGAGAUGGUGGACGGAGAACCUCCUUAUUUCAGUGAUUCUCCAGUCCAAGCAAUGAAGAGGCUCCGUGACAGCCCUCCUCCCAAAAUAAAGAAUUCUCAUAAGACAUCUCCAGUUUUAAGAGACUUCUUGGAAAGGAUGUUAACACGAGACCCGUUAGAACGAGCAACAGCCCAAGAACUCCUUGAUCACCCCUUUUUGCUUCAGACGGGACUUCCAGAGUGCCUGGUGCCCCUUAUUCAGCGGUAUAGGAAACGGACCUCCACCUGCUGACCCCAAACUUAAGAAGCACCUAGUAUAUCAUAGUGUUUGAAUGCAGCCUUUCUCUUGGAGUUAUCAGAUCAAGGGCAGCCUAGCCCUGCGAACAUGUCUUGGAACAUGUCAGUGUCCUUUCCGAGAUGCGAGAGGGAAUUUUCACCAUCUUUAGCUGCUUUUUAAUGUUUAAACUUUUUCUCUUUUUCAUUGCUGAAGACAAUCAAAAGCUGGACUCGUACAAGUCUUAAUAUAUAUAUUGUGAAGCUUCUGGGAUAGUUCCUAUUUCAGGAGUAUGUUUGGUGUUUGUAAAGAAGAUUCUCGCAACUUGAUUUGUACAUACCUGCCAACCUCCAGACUUCAUCUACUGACUGAACUGGAAGAACAUUCCUCUCGCAGGAUGGCAUUUGUUCUUUAAAACACAUUUGAAGGUAGACAUCCUUACUUUAACCUGAAAACAGGCUUCUCCAACUUGGUGCCCUUCAGAUGAUUUGGACAGUGAUGGCUGGGGCUGAUGAGAGAUGGGGUCCAAAACAUCUGGAUGGCACAAGCUUGGCAAUGGGCUUCCCUAAAACAAUCAUCUCAUCUCAUGUAUGGGCUACCCGAUCCUGUUACAAAAGGCUCUUCUACCUUGUUUCCUUUCAAAUCAUUUUUCUUUCUUUCUUUCUACAGUAGGGACUAAUAUGGGGCCUAUGGCUUUUCAAACCUUAAGAGUGGUCUGUCAUUUCACAACCUUACACCAGCUGGCAAGCAGUGCUUCAUGGCAGACAUUUCUCCAGAGAUGCUGGAACCUGAUGCUUGAAACUCCAUGGCAUGUAAACGUAGUGCCUUCUCCAGCAAAGACUGGAAGUAGAAGGCAGCACAAGGGUUGUCCAGAUAAGAACUUCAGUUUGCUUAUAUCAAUGCCCCUCUAAGUACACUGGACUUGACCAAGGAUACGGCUUUGAGGCAGCUGCUGGGUGGUGUUUUUCACCAGCUCUGAAUUCUGUAGCAAGGUCAAUAAAAUGUUGACGCUCUCCCAUUCCACUGAACAAUGUUUGUUUUGCCAGUGAGAAUGUUAAGACUCUACCUACCUCCUAUGUUGUUGAGAAUAGGGGAAAUGCAUGGAACAGAGUUUAAAUGUGUGCUCAUGGUUCUAUAAUCUCCUGGAUGUAGGUGGACCACUUCUAAUAUUCUUAUCUAAGGUUGAUGCAGAAAUUUUAUAUGGUUAAGUCUUAUCUGUGUAAUGUCCAGAUCAGUUGGCACCAAUUAGUUUAGGUUGUAUUAUGUGUGUUACUGUGUGGAGCAUAGUUGUAACAUAACUGGAAUUCAGUUUUGUGAUACAUUUGGGAAGGAGUUCUGGAAAGUGGGGAGGGGUAGGUUGGGGGGGGGUCAGGUGUCACUUCUACUGCCUCAUAAUCUGCCCUUACACAAUCCACCAAGUUGGUAAACACAUGAAAACGUGUAAAAACAGCAACAAAAAACUUGAAAUAUUGUGGGGAGAGCUUGUUGUAAAAUAUGUCUGUAUGUUCCAGGAAUCCUGUGCAAAAAAACUCCCAGGUUCCUUCCUUCCUUCUUUUUAACUUAAUUAUCUGAAACAAAUAUUUCUCCUUUCCGUGAGUUGUUUGCAUUUGUUGUUUUAAAUUAAAACACAAUUUUGAUUAUUCAUAAA